Triticum urartu is the source of this 730-nucleotide messenger RNA. RefSeq names its product transcription factor BHLH3-like. Gene Ontology annotation, biological process: regulation of DNA-templated transcription. Gene Ontology annotation, cellular component: nucleus. NCBI's taxonomy places the organism in Eukaryota, Viridiplantae, Streptophyta, Magnoliopsida, Poales, Poaceae. The record is from RefSeq and is a predicted model, not a curated record. Gene Ontology annotation, molecular function: DNA-binding transcription factor activity; protein dimerization activity; sequence-specific DNA binding.
CUCCAGCCUUCUCGCCUUUCUCGGUGUUCAAUGCUCUUAAGCCACAAACUCUCUCUUCCUCUCUGCUGUCUCUCUCGCCCCGCUUCUACUGGGAGAUUGUGCUGCGGUGCGAGAGAGAGAUGAUGUCGAGGGAGCGCAAGAAAGCGGCAGCUCUGCAGGAGAAGCUGCAACUCCUUCGCUCUCUCACCCACUCCCAUGCUCUGAGCAACACGUCCAUAAUCAUGGACGCCUCCAAGUACAUCAAGGAGCUGAAGCAGAAGGUGGUGAUGCUGAAUCAGGAGAUCGCUUGCGCGGCGCAAGACUCGUGCAGCAGACAGACCACCUACCCGACGGUGAACGUUGAAACCCUAGGACACGGGUCGUUCCUCGUCAAUGUGUUGUCAGACAAGAGCUGCCCGGGGCUUCUGGUUUCCAUCCUGGAGGCCUUCGACGAGUUGGGCCUCAGCGUCCUCCAAGCCACGGCCACUUGCGCGGAUACUUUCCGCCUAGAAGCCAUAGGAGGGGAGAACCUGGUGGAGAACGUGGAUGAGCACGUCGUGAAGCAGGCCGUGCUGCGGGCCUGCUCCUCGCACAGCGGCGGCGGCGGCAACAAGCAAACAUAGCGCAAGCUAGCAGAUCCUCGCCCUCGCCCUCGACCGUCAAGCAUCUCAAUAACAUAUAGUAUUGGUUAAUCUGGUCUAUUGAUUCUCCCUCUCUCUAUAUAUAUCAUAUAUCUCCCUACCGUUCCUUC